Molecule: messenger RNA, 3760 nt
Organism: Cadophora gregata
Lineage: Eukaryota; Fungi; Ascomycota; Leotiomycetes; Helotiales; Ploettnerulaceae
Exons: 5
Coding region: 314-3202 (962 amino acids)
Biological process (GO): transmembrane transport
Cellular component (GO): membrane
Molecular function (GO): ABC-type transporter activity; ATP hydrolysis activity; ATP binding
Source: RefSeq, a predicted model, not a curated record
GCUUGUGCAUACUUUGUUGUAACAUGGGGAUGGGCGUUCUGCUGGGGAAUCGUUGGUGCCAGAAUAUCUAGGGGGCUGAGAACCCAAAUGGUCAACAGGGCACUGGGCCUCGACCAGACGUUCUACGAAACUCAAUGUCCAGAUAAAGAUCACAAGUCGUUUGACAGUAGAUGCACAGACAGUCCAGGCUGGAACUGCUGAGAAAGUUGGAAUAUUUCUCCAGUCAGUCAGUUACUUUCUGGUGGCUUUCAUUGUCGGCUUCAGCCUCAAUGCUCGUCUCACUGGUAUAUUGUUUGCUGCUGUGAUCCCUUCCAUGACUCUGGUGAUCAUCACGGGCACCACUGUCCUUGGUGCCUUCUCCAGGGAAGCAUCAGAAUAUACGACAUCUGCUGCUUCAGUUGCUGAAGGUGCCAUCAAGGCUGUUCAGGUCGUGCAAGCUUUUGAUGCAUUCGAUUCUCUGACUAGUGAUCAUCAGAGCCAUCUCAAAGGUGCCAUGAGGGCUGGUAUGAAGAAGGCCGUCGCUGGGGCUGUUCUUUUGGGGAGUGUAUUUUUCAUUGCGUAUGCAGCAAAUUCAUUGGCUUUUUGGCAAGGUGCUCGAAUCAUCAGGGAUAGCAAUGGAAAUGGAAGCGCCGGAACUGUCUACGCAAUCGUCUUCCUUAUUCUCGAUGCUUCAUUUGUUAUCGGUCAAGCGGGGCCAUUCAUCCAGUCUUUCUCUCAAGCUGCCUCCGCCGGAAGCCGAAUAUUUAGCUUAAUCGAUUACCCGGAUAUUGCCAUCAACGUUUAUUCCGAGGACGGUGUCCAAGCCGAUGAUGAAACUUUCGGACCUGAUAAAGAGAUCGUUUUCACAGAUACCAGUUUCGCAUAUCCGGCUCGAUCCAUGGAGACCGUCCUGGAUUCAGUCACUUUCAACAUCAAAAUGGGAUCAACUGUUGGUAUUGUAGGUGCUAGCGGAAGUGGAAAGAGCACUAUCGCCGCCCUCCUCCUGAGACUCUACGAUCCUUGCCAGGGUAAUAUUACGAUAGAUGGGCAUCCUCUCUCACAAUACAAUCUAGCCAGUCUUAGAAACCAGAUCGCUCUUGUAGACCAAGACCCAGCUGUAUUCUCGGGGACCAUUUACACAAAUAUUCGAGAUGGCUACAAGGGAUCUGAACUCUCUGAUGACGAAAUGAGAGGGAGGUGCAUUAAAGCUUGUAAGGCCGCAGAUGCAUGGUCCUUUGUCAGUUUGCUUCCCAAUGGAAUUGACACUUGGCUGGGAGAACCCGAUGGAACAAAGCUUUCAGGUGGGCAGAAGCAGCGCCUUUGCUUAGCCAGAGCUCUCGUUGGAGAUCCAGCACUGCUGGUGCUUGAUGAAGCAACCAGUGCCUUAGAUACGAUAAGCGAAGCGGCGAUUCUCACGUCUCUUGGAACUUCACGUUCCAUGGGGAAUAGGACGACAGUUAUGAUUGCUCACAGACUUGCGUCCGUCAAAUCUGCAGAUAAUAUUAUUGUCAUGGGGAAGGGUCGCAUACUUGAGCAAGGUAAUCAUGAGACGUUGAUGUCAAGUGAUGAAGGAGUUUACCGUCGACUGAUCGAAGCUCAAAAAUUAACCUCGGAAGAUGUCACAGAUCGGUCGGUGUCAACAAAACAUAAGUUCACCUUCAAUGACAACACUGAGCCCGCGAAUUCCUUUGAAUCGCAGCCAUCCGAUACUCUAGAGGUGCCGUCUAUCAAAGAUGAGCAAUUUAGCACGGUAAAAAUCCUCAGACGUUGCCUCGCCCUGAGCCAAGCAAGAGUCAUGUUCACGAUAAUCGCGCUGAUGGGGUCCCUGACUACCGGCGCCUUGAUACUUGGAGAGUCCAUUAUUUUCGGUCAUCUCGUCGAGCUUCUUAAUGGACUGGUUCCUUCUGCUCAAGUCGACUUCUUCUGUCUUAUGUUCUUCGUUGUAGCUUUGGCUGCUCUCUCAGGCUACAUCAUUUCCGGUUCCUGCUUUGGAAUUGUCUCGGAGCACUUGAUCUUUCGCACUCGAGACAUUUCCUUGCGUACAAUUCUCCGUCAGGACAUGGAAUGGUUUCUUCAGCCCGGUCGAUCAACAUCGGCACUUACUUCGGUCAUCAGCAUGGACGCUGGCCAUUUGAGUGGUCUUUCCGGGGUCAUUAUAGGCACCAUAGUCUCUGCAUUAGUGUCUGUGGUUGGAGGAGCAAUUUUAGCACACGUCGUCGCGUGGAAGAUUGCAAUCGUUCUUUUCGCUACCUCUCCAAUAGUUAUACUCGCUGGAUUCGCUAGAAUCUGGGUACUUGCUAGAGUCGAGGAAAAGAAUCAGCAUGCCUAUACGGAGGGUGCAUCGCUCGCAUCGGAAGCCUGCUCGAACAUCCGUACAAUUGCUGCGCUUGGAACGGAAAGGCUUACAUCAAAGAGGUUCCAUGUCGCCGUUGACAAGCAUCACAAACAAACAUUCCGAGGUACAGCUCUCGGGAAUCUGAUUCUGGCGUUUGCACUUGCAGUCACCUAUUUUGUGUAUGCCCUGGCAUAUUGGUGGGGUGCAAAGCAAGUACGUUCCGGCCAGUACUCGAGCCUUCAAUUUUUCAUCGUCCUUCCAGCUAUCCUCUUCUCGGCUCAAGCAGCAGGCCAGAUCUUCAGUCUUGCACCAGACAUUGGCCGAGCAAAGGGUGCAGCCUCUAGAGUCUUCGCACUUCACGAUCAGAAACCUAGCAUUGAUACCCCAUCCAACAAUGCUAUGGUCCCGAUGAGUUCGAUAAUUACUCACAAAGGCAAAUCGACAGCGCAGACCGGAAGUAUAACCUUCCAGAACGUGUCCCUGAAGUACAAAUCCCGUCCCAAUGCUCCUGUCUUUUCAAAUCUCAAUCUCACUAUCAAAGCUGGCGAGACUGUCGCGCUUGUAGGACGGUCAGGUGCCGGAAAGACCUCGGCAAUAACUCUCAUUGAGAGGUUCUACGAUCCAACAUCUGGCACUAUCCUCCUGGAUGGCGUGGACAUCAAAUCUGUGCCAGUAUCCGAACAUCGUGCUAGGAUAAGUCUUGUUGCUCAAGAUCCAGAUCUCUUUUCUGGGAGUGUGGCUUUCAAUGUCGGACUAGGUGCUCGACCAGGCCAUGAGGCGACGCGAGAAGAGAUCAUCGAAGCAUGCAAAGCUGUUGGCAUACAUGACUUCGUCAACGGGCUGCCUGAUGGAUAUGAGACGUACGUAACCCAUCAUCAAGUAUGCUGACUCCAAUAUUGAUGCAAGAUAGACAAUGUGGAAACAACGGCUCUCAACUAUCGGGGGGACAAAAACAACGCGUUGCAAUAGCAAGAGCUUAUAUUCGUAACCCUGAGAUCCUGCUUCUGGACGAAGCAACGUCUGCUCUGGGUAUUUUUCCCUACUAUGUCUUAUCAAAUACCUCCUUCGUCGCUAAUCAUUCCUCGCAGACUCACACUCCGAAGCACAGAUCCAAGAAGCCAUCUCCGCUGCAUCCCGUAAACGUACUACAAUCAUGAUUGCACAUCGACUUACCAGCGUUCAACGCGCAGAUCGGAUACUAGUUUUCGAUCAUGGAAAGAUCGUUGAGGAGGGCAGACAUGAAGACUUAGUGAGAGGAGGUGGCAUAUACGAACAAAUGAUCAGGGCACAAAAUCUAGGCUGAUAUCUGUUGAAUUGCCAUCUAUCUUAUAUACUUGCGUCUUGUUCGAAUGCUGGAGCAUAGAAUGGCGAAGUGGUCGAGAAUUUGUAAAGAGAGUACAUUGUGUUGCGUGGCAGCAGUAAUUAGGAACUUAUGUCUACCAUGUA